AUGGCCAAGGGAAAGGCUAAGGUUGAUGUUGUUGCACCUUCCCGUGAGAGGUCCUUGAAUUGGCAUGAGCAUCAGUCAAAGUACCACAAAGAAAAUUGGAAGUACAUUGCAACAGCUCUGAGGAAUAGUGGCAACACAUUUGAUGAAACCAGAUGCAUGGUGAUUGUUUCAGAAUCUGAGAAAGCAGAAUUAUCUGACAGAGCAAGACGCCUGCUUGCUAAGCCCAUCAAGUUCUACUAUGAGAUGAGAGAACUAUUCAUAGGAUCCAAUGCUGAUGGAUCUUUGGCUAUGGACCAAAACACAUGCAUGGAUGCUGAUGAUGGCUCAGAUAGUGAUGAAUCAAGAGAACUAAUUGACCUCAAUUGCUACACACAGCCUGAAGAUCUAGAAGGUGAGGAUUCAGACACUUUGCCAACUCCAACCAGACAUGCUACAUUUGAUAACACAUCUUCCAGCACUAGUGAAGCUAGGAGGAAGCGUCCAAGAGCCAAUAAGUCACCAACUAAGAAACCAAGAAACAAGAGCCGUUUUGCAGGUUCCACUGAUGAAAUAACUGCUACAAUGAAGUCACUUCGGGAAACACUUGCUGCCACUGCCCCUCCCCAAAUGCCACAGCUUACUGAUCCUCAUGCACUAUUAUGGCAAAAGCUAGAGGCAAUCCCAAUAACACCAGAUCAGAGGGUUCUUAUUGGUGAACAUUUGUCUACCAAGGAGAAUAAAGGUAAGCGUGGCUGGUUAUGUAAUGCAAGCGCCGAUACUCUAAAUGCUUGGGUGUUCAAGUUCUUAUGUGAUAGAGAAGGCUUUAACCUGUGA
Molecule: messenger RNA, 813 nt
Organism: Miscanthus lutarioriparius
Lineage: Eukaryota; Viridiplantae; Streptophyta; Magnoliopsida; Poales; Poaceae
Source: the annotation of a GenBank genome assembly